Messenger RNA from Coregonus sp. 'balchen', 2650 nucleotides. Lineage: Eukaryota; Metazoa; Chordata; Actinopteri; Salmoniformes; Salmonidae. The record is from the annotation of a GenBank genome assembly.
AUGGCCAUGUUGACCGUUCUUCUGCUUCUCAGUGCUGCCUUUGCUCUGGGAGACGCAAGUAUGAGUCAACUUUACAUGAUUCAUUCUGUAUUUGUUUUGUUGUAGCAGAGGUGACUGAUUGACCUACUAAUAAUAUUGUAGUUGUGAUUUGUAGAGCCGUCUCGACUAGCCUUUAAAGCCGGCUGCAACUUCUCUUUACAGUUUCAUCAGGAAUCCGCUUGUGUCCCUCCGGUUGGGCCUACUAUGGAUCACGCUGCUUCAUGUUUGUCAAGACUGCAAGGAACUGGCCUGAAGCAGAGGUAUCAUGCUUACCAUCUACUGUGAAAUAAGCAAAAUAACGUUUACUUGAAAUCAACUAUUUUCUUUGACAUUACCUUAGAAGUUAUAUUUUCUAUACUUGCAACACAUGCCUCAUGUAAAAUACUGAACUUCCCUUUUAAUCAUUAUGAAAUGUGUUUGUCCCUUUCUACUGCUUUCUCUAGCGGCAUUGUAUUUCCCUUGGAGCAAACCUGGCGUCUGUGCAUAGCUCUGAGGAGAAUCAAUUUCUACAGGAUGUGGUGUCUUCCAAGACUGGCAGUUUCACUGCUACCUGGCUUGGAGGAUUUGAUACUAUUCCGGGACUGGUGGGAAAGGUACCCAGUUAUCAUACUUAAUUCAGAGCGAUUUAAUGCCUUAAUAGAAAAUGACUCAAGUGACUGUCACCCAGUAACAUUCUGCUGUUUUCGUGUUAUCCAGAACCUUGGUGAAUGCAACUAUGGUGCUGCCAACAAUUUACACUUUUUUUGCAGACAUUUACUUUUACCGGCCAUAUUCAACGGGUGUUGCGCCUUUGUAUGUUAUUCAGCUGUCGCAGUGACCGUCUAUUGAAAUGGUUACAUGCGUAGUGGAGUCUCUUGUUAAAACAUGUAGCUAAUUUAAACAUUGAACCAUAAUCUCAACUCAUGAUGUUACUACCAUGCAUGAAUCUGCAGGUAGCUAACCAACCAGGUUCACUGCUAGCUAGGUAGCUAACAGUACACUUCAAAUUAAAAUGAAAUUGACUUUGUCAAAAUUAGUAACGUGUCAUAUCUGAAAAUGUAGCUAGCUACAUAUCUUAACCGUAUACAUUGAUUGACGCAUCCUGUCACGGAUGCCAUGGUUGCCCUUAGUUUGAAGAUGUAAUCUGGAGAUGGGUGUUUUCUCAUCUCCUUAGCUAUCAUACUCUAAUUCCACUGAUUUUAAAACUUUGUCCUCAAGAAAGUGGAGAGCAACACUUAUGUAGUUGAACUACGUAUAUAAAGAAGUCUCAUUAGACAGGAUUACCUACACAUACUGACCAGCUCAAAUAGACAGAAGCGUGCUAUAUGGCAGACCAAUCUGAACUCCUCUCGGCAUCUCCAGCUCACUCAUUAUCUCAGCCAAUCAUGGCUAGCAGGCAUGUUGCUGUCUUUUUCUGUGGCUAAACCAACUAGGCUCUUUUAUUUUUAUUUGCAUUCUAGUUUGUUAUUAAGGCACAUCUAAGUUCGUGUUCCAGAAGGUAUUUCUGCCAAUAAGUUUACGUUCAAAUUGCUCUCCUGUGAAGAAGUGACCAGCGACAUACGCCUAGUUUCCUGAAACGAGUCAUGUGAGAACUAUGGGCUCUAUGGUUAAGAAGGGUCGUUUAAAAAAAAAAAAAAAAGCUUUGACAUCACAGGGUAGGAUUAAAAGUGACAAACAGUUUCUAGCCAGAGUAUUUUCUUGCGCCCCAUGUCUCCGUAUCUGUUUGAAAAUCAUGGCUUGAACUUUUGAUGUCAUCGGGUAAUGUUUGAACUUUAUAUAUAUUUUUGUAAAAAACGUAGAUGCGUUUUCACAUGUUGAGCUGGAGAUAGUGGUGAAUUUUAAAUUGACUUAAGUAGCAAAAGAUCAUUUAAAUAAGUGUUCCUGGACAGCCAGGGGCACAUUCCAUGUACCAUCUAUAAAUGCAGUAUUUGUGUUUAGUGACAAUGCCAGCAUGAUGGCAGCAGCUUCGGCGUCCAUUCAGCUGUGACACGUUCUGAAUUAGAUUUGACCAACAUUGCACAACUGUUAGGUCAAUCCAUUGUUUUGGUUGAAAAGUGCUCUACCGCAGUAAGUUUGGUUGGGAGUUAUUGAUUGAUGCCACUGCAGUGUCCAUAAACACAUAGUGGGGUAGUAUUGUAGGAAAGAUCAGUAUUCACUAACACACUGGGUAUAGUGUCUAGAACCAAAAACAGUUCUUCGGCUGUCCCCAUAGGAGAAACCUUUUGAAUAACACUUUCUACCUGGAUCCAUAAAGGGUUCUGCUAUGGGGACAGCCACGGAGCCCUUUUGGAAACCCAUUUUCUAAGGGCGUAGAUGGAUCCGUAUCCAUUAACACAGUGGGAUUUCUUUCAUUCUGAGACCUCACUACUUCCCCACAGGACAGGCUAUGGUUCUGGAGUGAUGGAGCUGACUUUGAUUACCAGAACUGGAAUCAAGGAGAGCCCAACAACAAUGGUGGCAGAGAGCCAUGUAUUGUGAUGAACUUUGGAGGUACAGUAAGCCCACUAUCAUUCACUAUCACGUUCAACUUUAUUCAUAGUCCAUUUAACAAAUCUCACACUAUUCUGUUUACAUCGGUGUUAAUUUCUGUCCCGUGUUUCCUCUGAAGGUGAACACGGCUGGAAAGAUCUAG